Molecule: messenger RNA, 714 nt
Organism: Gossypium arboreum
Lineage: Eukaryota; Viridiplantae; Streptophyta; Magnoliopsida; Malvales; Malvaceae
Exons: 2
Coding region: 192-539 (115 amino acids)
Biological process (GO): microtubule-based process
Cellular component (GO): dynein complex
Molecular function (GO): dynein light intermediate chain binding; dynein intermediate chain binding
Source: RefSeq, a predicted model, not a curated record
UAAUUGACUUCAAUUCAUUCACCAAAGUAUAGCACCUGACAGAAUCGUUUCCAAUUUUCCAUUUUUCAUUUUCUUCUAAAACAAAAAUCCCAUUGUUGCAAACUGGAAUUUUGUGGAAACUGAGUCUCUCUCUUUUCUUUUUCUCUUCUUUUGGCUCUAGAAUUUGAAAAACGAAAAAGAAAAAAAACAGGAUGAGUACUGAAGCAGUUAAGAGAAGCACCACCGGAGCUCUAACGGUGAAACAACGGAAAAUCGAUGAAUUGAAGCCUUCUCCGGCGCUUACUGUAGAACCCAAGAAAGUUCUCAUCAAAAGUGCCGACAUGAAAGACGACAUGCAAAAAGAGGCUGUCAAUAUCGCCAUCUCCGCUUUCGAGAAGAACAAUGUAAAGAAAGAUGUAGCAAAGUACAUUAAGAAAGAAUUUGACAAGAAAUAUGGACCUACUUGGCACUGCAUUGUUGGUAGCAAUUUUGGUAAACCCAAAUUUCUAAUAGAUUCAAUUUUCAUGGAAAAUAGAAUCCAAGAUAUCUGUUAUUUUUAAGCGAUGCUGUUGUUUUUACUUGAAAGCAAGCAAUGUCAAAAACAGGUCCCAACAAGACUCUGCUUCGUUCACUGGGUCAUCGCCAUUUUUCAGAUUUAACUGGAACAAAAGCCAAACGAAACUAUGCUAACAAUGUCUCUGAGUACAACACUGUCCUCGCUUCUCUCAAUGCCAA